AUGUUUCUUACGGUGUACCUUAGUAACAAUGAACAACACUUCACUGAGGUGCCAGUUACACCUGAAACCACAUGCAGAGAUGUAGUGGAGCUGUGUAAGGAGCCGGGUGAGAGCGACUGUCACCUGGCUGAAGUAUGGUGUGGCUCAGAGCGCCCUGUAGCUGAUAAUGAGCGGAUGCUGGAUAUUCUUCAACGCUGUGGAGUCCAGAGAAGUGAGGUUCGUUUUUUCCUUCGUCACGAACGUGCUCCAAACCGCGAAACAGGGACUGGUCAGAGGUCUCAGGACCCGAGUCUAAAGAGGAAUGGUGUAAAAAUGCCUGGUGAUCGAAGAAUAGAGAAUGGAGUCAGCACCCCCAGAAUGGAUAUGACUCUAGCUGAACUACAGGAAAUGGCCUCACGCCAACAGCAGCAGAUUGAAGCUCAACAGCAAAUGCUGGCUAACAAGGAGCAGCGUUUGAAAUUCCUGAAACAGCAGGACCAACGACAACAACAACAAGCUGCUGAACAGGAAAAGCUUAAGCGACUGAAGGAAAUAGCUGAAAAUCAGGAAGCCAAGCUGAAGAAAGUGAGAGCACUCAAAGGUCAUGUUGAGCAGAAGAGACUUAGCAAUGGCAAACUAGUGGAAGAAAUCGAACAGAUGAACAGUUUGUUCCAGCAGAAGCAGCGAGAGCUGGUACUGGCUGUGUCAAAGGUAGAGGAACUUACCAGACAACUGGAGAUGCUGAAGAAUGGCCGAAUUGAUGGUUACCAUGACAACCAGUCAGCUGUUGCUGAGCUUGACCGGCUGUACAAGGAGCUGCAGCUGAGGAACAAACUGAACCAGGAGCAGAAUGCCAAGCUGCAGCAACAGAGGGAGUGUUUAAACAAGCGCAACUCUGAGGUGGCAGUCAUGGAUAAACGUGUUAAUGAGCUGAGAGAGCGCCUGUGGAAAAAGAAGGCAGCACUGCAGCAGAAGGAAAAUGUACCAAUUUCCUCAGAUGGGAAUUCACCUCAGCAAGUGGUAUCCCCUCCCAGUCGAGUGGCAGCAGUAGGUCCAUAUAUCCAGUCCUCCACUAUGCCACGCGUUGCCUCCAGGCCUGAACUUCUGGUGAAACCUGCAUUUCCAGACAGCACCUCAAACUUGCAGGCACCUGAUGGUCCACUGAAGACACAAACACUACCAAACAUGAGAGCUGGGAGUGUCUUGCAAGCAAAAGCACCUGGUGGUCCUACAAUCCCAGGUUCAAAGCCUCUACCAUCUGUUUCUGACUGGAGCAAUUCAAAUGCAGAUGGCCUUGCUAGUCAAGUACCAGCCUCCAUGUUGGCCAAAGGAAAUAUGACCAAUGAAGGGCAAUUUGGUGAUGGAGAAACUCCACUGCGAGAAAAGGAGAAGAAGGUGCGUCCUUUCUCAAUGUUUGACUCGGUGGAUCAGUCUGCUGGUGUAUCAACCCUGGGCCCACUUAGGAAAAAUCAGAGCAGUGAAGAUCUCUUGCGUGAUGCUCAGACUCCCAAUAAGAAUGUGACAAAAGUACCACCGCCUGUUCCCACUAAACCAAAGCAGAUCAACUUGCCUUACUUUGGUCAAGCCAGUCAGCUGCCGCUUUCAGAGACUAAGCCUGAUGGAAAUCCACAGAAGCUGCCUUUGGCUGUUGUAUCCAUGGGGAACAAACCGAAACCACCAGCACAGCAGCCACCGCAUUCUUCUCAGCAGAUCCAGCAGAGAAUCUCUGUGCCUCCAAGUGGACCCUCCACUAGCCAGGACCAAAUUCUUUCCUCAUCUAAACAGGAGAGUCCACCUGCAGCAGCUGUGAGACCAUUCACCCCUCAGCCAUCCAAAGAGACCCCCCUUCAACCCUUUCGAAAGCCACAGAUCGUUGCUGCGAGUUCAAUAUACAGCAUGUAUACACAGCAGCAGACUCCUGGGAAGAACUUCCAGCAGGCAGUGCAGAGUGCCUUGACCAGGGCACAGACCAGAGCAUCGCACUUUCCUAGUGUGUAUGGCAAGCCUGUGAUGGCUGGACCUGGUGCACAAAAUCAGCCACAGCAGACUGAGAACAUCUAUUCAGCCAGCCAGAGCAAGCCAGGCAGUCCAGAGCCUGAAACGGAAACAACGUCUGCUGCUCUUGAAAACCAUGAAACAGAAAGAAUUCCCCGCCCACUCAGCCCCACCAAACUGCUGCCCUUCUUGUCCAACCCUUACCGAAAUCAGAGUGAUGCUGACUUGGAGGCCCUGAGGAAGAAGCUAUCUAAUGCACCAAGGCCAUUGAAGAAGCGUAGCUCCAUUACUGAGCCAGAAGGUCCAAAUGGGCCUAAUAUUCAGAAGCUUUUGUAUCAGAGAACUACUCUGGCUGCCAUGGAGACCAUCUGUACCCCAUCACACCCUUCUAAGCAAAACACAGUUGUGGUUAGUCCUGAAAGCCCAACAGAAAUCCAGAACCCUUAUCUCAGCACGGAAUUGGAGAAAGAAGCGGUUCCUUCCACACCUGAACCGGUCAAUAUUGAGGAAACAGAAAACAAGAGCAAAGAUCAGAAUGAGGUGGCUGUGCCUUCAGCCAGCCUUGAUGCCCUGUCUGAGGGAGUGUUGGACAGCAAUGCGCUUGUGCAACCAGAAAUGGAAGAACCCAGUGUAGAGGCAUCACUGCCUCUAGAAAUAUACAUGGAGGAAUAUCCUCCAUACCCACCACCACCUUACCCAUCUGGAGAGCCGGAGGGUUUGGGGGAGGACCCAUUCAGUAUGCGACCCCCUGAAGUUACUGGCCAGUUUGCCUUACCUCCUGGGAAGAGGACAAACUUGCGUAAAACUGGCUCUGACAGGAUUGCCCAUGGAAUGAGAGUGAAAUUCAACCCUCUUGCAUUGCUCUUAGAUUCAUCCCUAGAGGGAGAAUUCGACCUUGUACAGAGGAUCAUUUAUGAGGUUGAAGAUCCUAGCAUGCCCAAUGAUGAAGGAAUUACAGCACUUCACAAUGCUGUGUGUGCUGGUCACACAGAAAUAGUGAAAUUCUUGGUGCAGUUUGGAGUGAAUGUAAAUGCUGCAGAUAGUGAUGGAUGGACACCCUUACAUUGUGCAGCAUCUUGCAAUAAUGUCCAGGUAUGCAAAUUCCUUGUGGAGUCAGGUGCUGCUGUGUUCGCCAUGACCUACAGUGACAUGCAGACGGCAGCAGACAAAUGCGAAGAGAUGGAAGAAGGCUACACCCAGUGCUCCCAAUUUCUGUAUGGUGUGCAGGAGAAAAUGGGGAUAAUGAACAAAGGGGUGAUCUAUGCCCUCUGGGAUUAUGAAGCUGAGAAGAACGAUGAGCUGUCCAUGAAAGAAGGGGACUGCAUGACUGUUUUGCGCCGGGAAGAUGAAGAUGAAAUUGAGUGGUGGUGGGCACGGCUAAAUGACAAGGAAGGAUAUGUACCACGCAACCUGCUGGGGCUGUACCCAAGGAUUAAACCAAGGCAAAGAAGUUUGGCAUGAAACUGUACAGAAUCCUGACUCAUGAAGUACUAAUUGUGGGUGACUUAUCACUUCUAUACAAGAAAUUACUCAUUUUUUGUUAGUUCCAAUUUCAUGAGACUUAUUCUACAGCAGUGUAACUUGAAAGCAAUGAAGAAUAUGCGUUGAAAACAAAUGAAGGAUUGAUGCACUCACAAAUGGAGGAGGGCAUUCUAAGUGAAAUGCUGCUUGCAAGCAAAUGGGGUUGUGCUACAAAUGAGCUAAGCGUGCCAGACGUUCAAGUCCCUCUCAGCUUUCCCAAAUGGUGUGUGCACACAGAAAUAGCAUUCCCAUUCUAUUUUUUUUUCCUGAAUGAAAUGCAACAAAUUUUUCACUUCGCCACUGGGGGAAUUGAAUUCAUGUUUACCACAGCUGACUUUUGUCCUGGUGGCAGAAAUGAUCCGAAAUACCUGCGUAGUAUCCAAAAGCACGCUGCUGUCAAGCAGAAUGUUUUGUUGAAGUUGCUGAGAUGAAGUUAUGCAGUUGAUAAAACAGUGCAUCUACCAGUGAGGAACUUUUGACCUAUUUGUUGAGCAAUAACUUUAAAAUGCAGUAGCAUCUUAGGAAUUCCAUGUAUUCAGAACAAUGUGCUAUAUUAGAGGUAAUGUAGUUUUAGAGACUCUUGUUUUUACACAAAUUCUGUAUUUAUUGUCUUUUGUAACUUUUGAAAAUUGUGUAGAAAAUUUCUGUAGACUUUACAACUCAAGCUUUGUUAUAAUCCUACCUGUUUUUAUUUUUUGUUAAUUGUGAUAAUUAAAGUUUUUUGUCUGCUUAGGCA
Molecule: messenger RNA, 4231 nt
Organism: Gavialis gangeticus (Gharial)
Lineage: Eukaryota; Metazoa; Chordata; Crocodylia; Gavialidae
Gene: TP53BP2
Product: tumor protein p53 binding protein 2
Exons: 17
Coding region: 1-3435 (1144 amino acids)
Biological process (GO): regulation of apoptotic process; signal transduction
Cellular component (GO): nucleus
Molecular function (GO): p53 binding
Source: RefSeq, a predicted model, not a curated record